AUGGAGGAACUUUCGGAAACACUUUUUUACGAUACCGAUGGCCAGGCUGAAGUGCUCAGUUGUGAGAACGACGAUUUAGUUGCCCGAUUCACCUUCCGGAUUUCACCCAAGAAGGGGCCAUAUUCACAUGCGGAGUUCACAUUCACUCUGGACUUUGCAGACGAUCGGCAGGGUUAUUUUCCACGUAUCACAACUCCGGAUCAUAUUUAUCAUCCCAACGUGGUCGCUGUAGAUGGCGAGGUUGAAAUUUGUGUCAACCUUCUGGAUAACUGGACCAUCCAUAUGGGAAUUCGAGCCAUCGUAUACAGUUUUCUGUUCCUGUUUUGUGAGCCCAACUAUGAUGAUGUACUGGACGACGAGUUUGUUGUACCGGAAAAGAUGACUGUGGAAGAGGCCAUCCGUUCAGCUUUGAGUGGCGGUUGCAUUUUUGGCGUGCAACACGAACCGAACAGAGCUUGGUUGGAUUGGUGGGAGCAUGAGCAUACCUGUGCAGACGGCAAAGAAGAACCAACGAAGAAGGCGACCGAUGAUCAAUUGUGUAACACUGGUUCACGUAGAUCCUCGGCGAAAUCUAACUACCAACAGUAUGUGUCGUCGGACUUGUUUACUGCGAGAAAACCAAAACGAGGUCCUACCCACACAGUACGCCUGUCAGAAAUCGCGAUUAUUCAGUUCAGUAUUCAGUAUAGGGACGGUGGAGUCAACUUUCGUUAUUUUCUCGCAGAAAAUUGCGUCGUAGAAGAAACGGAACGGUGGGAAGAAAUGAAUGAUGCUUGGUUAAAUCAGGAGACUGAACAUGACAGGUAUGAGUUUCACCAAGAAGCGCAUUUGUUUCCGUGGGAGGUGGAAAUAUCUGAACCACAGCGAAGUUCACUUGUAGAAAACGAGUCUGUUGGGCAGCACAACACCCUUGCCAGUCCUAAUUGCAUCGUUAAAACUAAUGACCACUCGGAAAUUCACACACUUUACAGCAAAGACUCUCAGCUGUUGAAGACACUCAGCCCAAAAUACUGGUUUUUCUACCAAACACGGUGGCCGUUUUAUCUUAGCCCAGGCAGUCGUUUGUUCAGCAGUUUGCUCUACGUAGAUUGGCCAUCCACGUGCAGCUACGCCUCGGCGGGUCAGCUGUUCAAGGAUGUUUCCCGUCUGUUGGAAAACCACAGGUGGAGCGAAUUUAGUCAGCUGUUACUUUUUGAUCCUCUGGCGCUUUCACCCACUUCGCCCAUCAUCAACCGGCUUGUUUUUAAACCCUGCGUGAAAAACGCAACGAUCGGAGGUUUAUCUGUUGACUGUGCAGACUGGAUUUCACCCCUGCAAACAGUAACCCUAGAUCUCGAUCAGUGGGGUCUUCGCCACCGCAUCCCAGGACAAACAAGCCUUUGUUUUAUCGCAUUUGUCCACAACUGGGUUGCCUAUUUGUCUCGGUUGGAAUUGCAUCACUCAUGCUUUGGUUACUCUAGACCGGGUACAACAGCGUUUUCUUUGGCACGAAGAUUAACGGAUCCUUUUGCUCUAACUGGUAUUACACCGGCUCUUCUAACUUUUGGUCAAACCCCUCUUUUGGAUGCAUGGCCUUUGUGGUUAACGAAAUCCUUACUUCGGCUUGCAUUGCAUGCAACUACGAAGCUUUUACAACUGUUAAACCCCUAUUAUUUUCAAUGCACCACUUCAGCUGUGGCUGAUAGAAAAGGGAAAACGGGACCGGAAUUGGUAUCUUACAUUGCUUUCACAGAUGUAGAAGAUUUAUAACAAUGCGAUGAAGUCUUUCAUACCUUUCUAGAAGUAGCUUUACCUCCGUGUUUUCUAUUUUUCCUACAAAGGUUCUCGAAUCCAUUUAAAAAAAUUUUUUUUGUCAUUCUGCUCUGUUUGCUGGGAGGUACUGAUGCUUUUUGUCAGUCCCCUUGUCAUACUGUAUUUUUCAACUGCUAUCUUGUGAUCCUAGAUUGUUCAUUUGCAUGCAGAUCAUAAGCAACCAUUCACCUGAAACUGUACUACUUUCUUCUCGGAGAGGUUUGGUAAACGAUGACUAUCCAAUCGGUC
Opisthorchis viverrini is the source of this 2040-nucleotide messenger RNA. RefSeq lists its product as hypothetical. The coding region runs from base 1 to 1749 and encodes 582 amino acids. The record is from RefSeq and is a predicted model, not a curated record. Lineage: Eukaryota; Metazoa; Platyhelminthes; Trematoda; Opisthorchiida; Opisthorchiidae. The transcript has 5 exons.